AUGGAUAGAGGGGUGUUCGGGGUGAGGAUAAGAGAAUGUAGGGGGUACAGGAAUGAAGGGACUGGAUUUGUCGGAUUUAAGUUGAUGCGGAACAGACCAAAACACAAUACUACUGGCCGAUUGGGUUUAAUGUUCCCAGUGAUCAUGGCUGCGGGCGUCGUGAUAUCCGACGUAUUUGGCCCAUUCCAACAAUAUGAUCACCAGCAACCUUUCAAAAUAUCGUUCAACGUGUUUUGCUACUCGAUCGUUAUAUUGCACGUUAUUGGAUUGUGUUUUAUUCCUAAAUCGCCGUACUCGUCACCUAGCAACUUUUUUCAACAUUACUAUAGAAACGAUGACUUCAGUUAUAUCGAUUAUUGCGGAAGAUUUCGACGGAACUUAUCAUGGCACAUAUUUGACGCAUUUAGCUGUAGUGUGGAUCGCAGAGCACUGCUGAUCAGUGUCGGAUGCAUGUUUUUCCAACAAAUGUGUGGAAUAAAUGUAAUGUUACCGUACAUGAUUUGUAUAAUGAAAAUGGCCGGCAUUCACGUCGACCCUAAAACGGUAUUCAUCACACUAGAAAUCAUUCAGGUCAUUACGAUGAGUAUCGCAAUAAUUAUCAUAGAUUACAAAGGUCGUCGUAUAUUAUUAAUAUCUUCGGCAGUGAUUAUGUGUCUAUGUUUGGCUGGUUUGGAAUUUUGCAUCACUAUUCAGAUGCAACUAAGUGUUACUACAUUCAGUAAUUUAACGAUGAUUCUUAUAACGUUUUUCAUAUUAGCUUAUUCUUUAGGAUUUGGACCUGUGCCUUGGGUCAUAAUGGGAGAAAUAUUUUCGACGAAAGUAAAACCGUACGGAAUAAGUUUAACAACAGCUAUACAUUGGCUAAUGGUUUUAGCUGGUAUUUACUUUCCAUAUGAACUUACCAAGUUUUUGGAAAUCGACUAUUUCUUCUUAGUUUACUUUGUUUUAUGUCUGUUUGGUGCAUUAUUUGCUUGGUGGUUUGUAGUGGAAACAAAACAAAUCAGCUUAUCACGGGUUCAAUGGGAAAUAGAUGCCAGUCUUGGAAUUAUAUCAUACAUACCAUUAUAA
Molecule: messenger RNA, 1068 nt
Organism: Melanaphis sacchari
Lineage: Eukaryota; Metazoa; Arthropoda; Insecta; Hemiptera; Aphididae
Product: facilitated trehalose transporter Tret1-like
Exons: 5
Coding region: 1-1068 (355 amino acids)
Biological process (GO): transmembrane transport
Cellular component (GO): membrane
Molecular function (GO): transmembrane transporter activity
Source: RefSeq, a predicted model, not a curated record